This is a messenger RNA of Zootoca vivipara (common lizard), 1806 nucleotides long. It is a transcript of the gene CD3E, whose product is annotated as CD3 epsilon subunit of T-cell receptor complex. The record is from RefSeq and is a predicted model, not a curated record. Gene Ontology annotation, biological process: cell surface receptor signaling pathway; positive thymic T cell selection. Gene Ontology annotation, molecular function: transmembrane signaling receptor activity. Gene Ontology annotation, cellular component: external side of plasma membrane; membrane; alpha-beta T cell receptor complex. Lineage: Eukaryota; Metazoa; Chordata; Lepidosauria; Squamata; Lacertidae.
GUGUCGCAGACACUUCAAGCUGCUCUGAGGAUGUUGCAGUGGAAACUCUGAGUCUCUUCAGUCUCUCUUUGCUGAUAGACUUGCCAAGACUCCUACUCAGCGAUUCCAGGACACCCCAAAAGCAUACCUUCCCUUUCCCUGUACAGGAGUAAACAAGGUGGCACGAAUUGGAUGAGAGAAGUCUAAUUAAGCAAGAGCCAGGAGAUAGCUGAAAACGGAGAAGGAUGCACCUGGGAGUCUGUCUCGGAGCCUUUGUUCUUGUCCUCCCUUUGUCCUCAUCCUCUGAAUCGCACAAAGUGGACAUCUCUGGGCGCCGCGUAACUGUCACCUGCCCUCUACAAAAUGCCAAAUGGGACGAGGACGAUAAAAUGAAUGGAAAUCAUCAUGUCACCAGAGAAAAUGAAACCUUGACCAUUGAAGCCAUGAAUGACAACGAAGUGGUCAAGGGUGACUUCACCUGUCAGGAUGGCAAGACAUCCAACAAGAUUUAUCUGCAAAUCAAAGCCUGUGAUGACUGCGUGGACCUGAGCAUCGGGCUGGUGGCCGGCAUCAUCGUUGCUGACCUGCUCAUUACCCUGGGGAUCAUGUUCCUGGUCUACUACUGCCGCAGCAAGAAACCUGCCACCAGCUUUGGUGGGGGGGCCGCAGGGGGAGGCACACGGGGACGGACACGAGGCCAAAAGGUGGACCGCCCCCCACCAGUCCCAAACCCAGACUAUGAGCCCAUCCGGAAAGGCCAGCGGGAGGUGUAUGCUGGGCUGGAGCCCAGGGCCUUCUGAGACAUACCACAGUCUCUGGGUGAAGCCGCAGUGCCACGAAACCUCAUUGUUGCUGACUGCUGGUGGCACCGCCGUCUCCCUUUGCCACCAGCAGCUUCCCUUGGUGGCAGGUGGGUCACCACACACCUCUCCCUGAGUCUCACAGCCUGGAAAACCAUCCUCCUUUUCUGCAGCUCAGUCCACUCCCUUCAGUGGGUCCAGGUGCACCUCCGAUGGGGUCCUUCCCAGCUUCUUGAUGGCCCAGUAGAAGUGCUUCCUUCUGGGUCAGACAAUCGUCGUAUCCAAGCCAUGCCUGGAGCAACUUCAGCCCUGCACUGCAGAGAGGGAUGUGGGGCACAGAGUCACAGGGGGGACAAGUCACGGGGACUGGGAAGGGUGUUAUGGGCUUAGGGUCAUAGGCCACUUGGGCUUACACUGUGAACUGUGUUCCAACCCUGAGCCAGCUCAGAUUCUCCUGAUUCCUCUUCUCUAGCCACACACCUGGGCAGGAGCUGGUUGCUGGGUCAUGCAGGUGGGGGAAGAAAUGCUGGGCAGAGAGGUUUGUCCCAUCUCUAGAGCCUUAACUAUGGGGGCUGACAGAAGCUGAGCCCUGUUCUAAGGCAUCUCGCCUUUGUUCAUUCAUCAGUCCCAGCCCUUCUCCACCACAUCAGCCCACCUUUAAACCACUUUGUAGUCUGGUCCCCACCCCACCCCACCCCAAAAGUGCUCCUGUGACCCAGGGAGGAGGGUUGGUCCUGAUUGAAUAACCUCAGCUGACUCCUCCGCUGCCUUUCUCUCCCCCAGCCAUGCUGUGUUUGGGCACCACAGUAGAUGCGCUGACCCCUCGGGGCACAGAACUGUACAGUAUGUAUUUUGUUUUGGUUGUGUUUGCAAGGAAUUCUAAUAAAGUGCCUUCCAGGCCAGCAUGCUGUAUCACACUGGCUCUCUUUGCAUGUCAUUCUUUAAUGGGUUGGUAUGUUCCCUGCUGGGAACUCCUGGUGACUUUGCAACUAACAGGGGAUUCAAGAAAAUUCACAGAUGUGGCAUA